Molecule: messenger RNA, 2798 nt
Organism: Seminavis robusta
Lineage: Eukaryota; Bacillariophyta; Bacillariophyceae; Naviculales; Naviculaceae
Source: the annotation of a GenBank genome assembly
AGCCCUUCUUUUAGGUUCGAGGUUCAAGGCGCGAGAUCAGGGGCGAGAUCCAAAAUCCAAGGCGAGAUCCCAAAUCCCAAACUCACAAUUCUGGCUGCUCAAGCAACAGAAGCCACUGCCAUCACUACUACCCCACACCCGGUCGUACAGCGCCAUACCAAAGUAGAAUCCACAUACCAGAAGAAUCCACCAUGAAUACCGAUGUGGAAGAUCCAAGCUUGGCCAAGGCUGCGGCGAAGCAACUUAUGAAGAGACUGGAGUGUCAUGAAGAAACGGGUGCUUCUGAUAUGGCAAAACUCAUGGAAGAGCAUGAGCAUGAAGCGGUUGAUUACGACACUGGUAUUGACUACAGCAUUCAUGGCAGCCCAAAGGUCAAGAAAGGAAAGCACUGCACCUUGUCAGAAAUGACUCAGUUGAGUCCCCGUCAUCGUCUUGUUGCUGAGGAAGAUUCUCUUAAAUGGUCGAUGAUGGCAGUCCGCAUUGCAGUUUUGGCCACUGCCUGCAGUCAGACCAUACUCCAGCCAAAUUUCCCCUUCUUGGCAAUUCCGGGACGUACCCCUUACUCUUUCCCCAGCACCGAUCCUUUCGACUUCUCAGCUGCGCUGUAUUUUUUGCCCAUGACAACUCUCCUUGGGACAGCCAUCACCAGUGCAUUCAUUGGCAGUGUGUCAGACCGUGUUGGUCGACGCCCCUGCAUUCUGUUGUGCAUGACUGGAAUGAUUGCUGGUCUAGUGGGACAGUGGUUCGCUCGCCAUACCUUUUGGGGAUUCUGUGCAGCCAGCUUUGCCUGUGGGCUUUUUUGCAGCGCAAUGCCAGUCGCAAUGGCAUAUGCGAGUGAUGUACAUCCCAACCGCGCCAAGAAAGAUGAAGAGAUCGGGGCCAUUGUUGGCUUCAACAUGAUUGGCAUGAGUGGAGGAGGAGUGGUUGCAAUUUUGAUGGAAAACGAAAACUUGUUUUCCCCUCUCCUUGUAGGGGCUGGGGUGAGCUUUGCUGCCCUUAUUUUUUGCUUCAUGUUCCUGAUUGAACCGGACAAGUGCCUCAUCCCUAAAGACGAGGAAAGUGACGAGGACGAGGGCGACGCUCCAGAAAGCAUUAAUUGGUGUUUGUUUGGCAAUGUGAUUGCAGGCGCCCUUUUGGACAACAUUGGCAGCUCGGGCUUGUUCCCAAUGGCAUUGGCACCCCUUGCAUUCAAAACGUUCUAUUCGGACUUUAUUAUGGCACAACAAGAUCCAAUCAUGACGGAUGUUGCAUACAAGUGGCUCUCUGUUUGUGUCGCUUUGAUGGUCAUUCCAGGGGCAGCCCUUACCCAGCCAGUCUUUGCACGGAUUGGUGCUGCUGGCGGAUGCGUUGUGGGCAAUGCAAUCACUGGAGUCGGUAUUGUGAUUUGUUUGUACAUUACGAGGAUUGAUCCUCCAACCACAACCACCUUUGCAAUUUUCAUUGUGGCUUUGUAUCUGAUCUUCCCCUUGACUGUUAUCAGUCAGUUAUCAACGGGGCCUAUGUUGGACAUGUUGGCACCUCAAGAUCGACGUGGAUUUGCACAAGGCAUCAACAUGACUGUUAUGAGUUUUGCAUUUGCUGUUAGUCCUUGGAUCUUGGGAGUUAUGGCAGAUGAAAUCGGGAUAUUCGAAACCAUGUGGACAUGUGUGGGUGUGAGCUUCCUGGCUGCUCUCGUCAACUCGCCACUCAUGUUUGCUCCUGCUCUCAAGAGGAAGCCACCAGUGAACUAUCAGGCAGCAGUUGACCUGGAAGACCAGGAGUUGGUAGAUAGGGCCCUACGUGGUGAUUGGGUACCGGCCAAGUUUAUCGAUGAUCUCAACUAUUCUCGAUUCCAGAAGGGUCUGCCCUUCUUGCGGUUGCCAAUCAAAGAAUACCAAGAUGACAAGGAGAAUGUAAAAGCACUCAAAAAGAAUGCCAAGUCCGACUUUGAAUACCACCGAUUUGUGAUGCAUGAUAUAUUGAAUGACUUGGAACAGCCAGAUGGUAAGCGGAAGAAUAUUGAAAUUCUCAACAAAACGAUUCCACCCCAAGCAGACAUUGACGCUGAUGCAGAAGCCAUGGGAAGGUGGUUCACAGAGUACCUUAAAGAUGGUGGCUAUUUCCUGGAUGGAGGCUGGCCCCCUGUCUACAAACAGAUGAUCAUGCAAGCUUUCCCUCCAAUCAACACUGAUGGUGAACUCACUGAGGAGAACGUUGAGCCCACAGUCUUGCGUUAUUUGGCCAACAUGAACCGGUUUCUUCGUGAGGAUACCCAGAGCCGAGCCAACAAAGGUUUCAGAAACAGUGUCAUUGUCUGAGUUCUGGCUUCUAAACAUGUCGGUAAUGGGAAUGCCGUUCGUCAAUCUGCACUUAAUGUUUUAUGGUGCUGCUGGACAAGGAUCUAGCUAUUGAGGAGACUACCCGAGAACUUCUCCUAAAAGCCGGUUUCUCUCUUCACACCCUUUCUGUUUCUACAUGUACCUGGUCCCUUCAUUACGCAUAUACCACCACUGAUUUGUCAAUAUUUGUUAUACUCUUGCUUAAAUUACGUUAGCGUUCAGCGUGGGGGCUAGUAAAGGCAAGUAAAAUCGCCGAAAGGCUAGUUAUUUUUAUGGCUAGCUAGCUAGCCAGAAGAUUAGACUAGUCUACAAGUAGCACUUGUUUCGACUCCUGGGCGAUUGAAGUUGGGUGCUUAGGGUGGAGAUUGGUAUCUACCUCCAUAGUGUGAACUUGCCAAAACAUCAAACCAAACUCCAUGACUGCAAAGUGUUGUGAUGAUUCCAUAUGAGGCAUUUUUCCAUGAUCUCUGCAGCUUCUAC